Molecule: messenger RNA, 4050 nt
Organism: Acomys russatus (golden spiny mouse)
Lineage: Eukaryota; Metazoa; Chordata; Mammalia; Rodentia; Muridae
Gene: Tsc1
Product: TSC complex subunit 1
Exons: 25
Coding region: 367-3843 (1158 amino acids)
Biological process (GO): regulation of cell cycle; negative regulation of cell population proliferation; negative regulation of TOR signaling
Cellular component (GO): TSC1-TSC2 complex
Source: RefSeq, a predicted model, not a curated record
UUCACGCCAGGGGGAGGUGCUGCGCGUCCAAGAUGGCGGCGCCCUGUAGGCUGGAGGGACUGUGAGGUAAACAGCUGAGGGGGAGGAGACGGUGGUGACCAUGAAAGACACCAAGCUGAUAGCACUGGAAACCGAUGUAACAGCUGACCCCAGAACAGGAGUAUAAUUGGGCCCAAAGAUGAAAAUCAGUUCUCCUGAAGGCCGGAAUUUGAUCCCUGGGAUGCUCACUGUGGAAGAGGAGACCCAAGUCCUGAAUGUGGCCAUCUGACCUCCAUUUAUGAGUAAGUCUGGUAGUGGCCCUAAUGAAGAGCUGUCCAAGCCUUUAGCACACGUCCUGGAGCCCACACAGCAUAGUUGAGUGAGAGAAUGGCCCAGCUAGCCAACAUUGGGGAGCUACUCUCCAUGCUGGACUCUCCCACACUAGGUGUGCGGGAUGAUGUGACAACCAUCUUCAAGGAGUCCCUCAAUUCUGAACGUGGGCCUAUGCUUGUAAACACCUUGGUAGAUUAUUACCUGGAAACCAAUUCUCAGCCGGUAUUGCACAUCCUCACCACCUUGCAAGAGCCACACGAUAAGCACCUCUUGGACAAAAUUAAUGAGUAUGUAGGCAAAGCCGCCACCCGUUUAUCCAUCCUCUCACUACUGGGCCAUGUGGUGAGACUGCAGCCAUCUUGGAAGCACAAGCUCUCUCAAGCACCUCUUCUGCCUUCUUUAUUGAAAUGUCUCAAGAUGGACACUGACGUUGUGGUCCUCACAACUGGUGUCUUGGUGUUGAUCACCAUGCUACCGAUGAUCCCGCAGUCAGGGAAGCAGCACCUUCUUGAUUUCUUUGACAUCUUUGGCCGUCUCUCGUCAUGGUGCCUGAAGAAACCAGGCCACGUGACAGAAGUCUACCUUGUCCAUCUCCACGCCAGUGUUUAUGCCCUCUUUCACCGCCUCUAUGGAAUGUACCCUUGCAACUUCGUCUCCUUCUUGCGCUCUCACUAUAGUAUGAAGGAAAAUGUGGAAACAUUUGAAGAAGUGGUCAAGCCAAUGAUGGAGCAUGUGCGAAUUCACCCGGAAUUAGUGACUGGAUCCAAGGACCAUGAACUGGACCCUCGAAGGUGGAAGACGUUAGAGACUCAUGAUGUUGUAAUAGAGUGUGCCAAAAUCUCUCUGGACCCCACAGAAGCCUCAUAUGAAGAUGGCUAUUCUGUGUCUCACCAGCUCUCUGCCUGCUUCCCUCACCGCUCGGCUGAUGUCACCGCCAGCCCUUAUGUGGACACACAGAAUAGCUAUGGGGCCACUACUUCCACCCCUUCCUCAACCUCUCGGCUGAUAUUGUUCAGUCCACCUGGGCAGCUACCUCAGAGUGUGAGUUCCUCGUCAACACGGCUGUUACCUGAGCCGCUGCAAGCUACUCUCUGGAGCCCAUCUAUGGUCUGUGGUAUGACCACUCCUCCUACGUCUCCUGGAAAUGUCCCACCUGAGCUGUCACACCCCUACAGUAAAGCCUUUGGUACCACUGGUGGAAAAGGAACUCCUUCAGGAACCCCAGCAACCUCUCCUCCUCCAGCCCUGCCCUGUCCACCAGAUGACUGUGUGCAUGGUCCAGCCUCCCAGGCCUCAGCGACACCUUCCCGGAAGGAAGAAAGAACAGAGUCCUCAAGGCCUUACCUUCAGAGACAGCAUUAUCUGAGUGACCGAGAGGAUCCACCUGGCAGCAAAGACUCGGUUACUCUGAGGAAUCUCCCGGAUUUCCUAGGUGACCUGGCUUCUGAGGAAGACAGUACUGAGAAGGAUAAGGAAGAAGCUGCGAUAUCUAAAGAGCUUUCUGAGAUCACCACUGCGGAGGCGGAUCCUGUAGUUCCUCGAGGGGGCUUUGACUCUCCCUUCUACCGAGACAGUCUUUCUGGUUCUCAGCGGAAGACUCAUGUGGCAGCCUCGGGGACGCAGGGGUCCGGCGCGAACCCUGAGCCUUUGCACUACUCCCUGGACAAACAUGGGCCUGACACACCAAAGCAAGCCUUUACUCCCAUAGACCCACCCUCCGGCAAUGCUGAUGCCAGCCCCGCUGGGGACAGAGAUGGCCAGACUUCUCUGGAGACCAGUAUUCUCACUCCCAGCCCUUGCAAAAUUCCACCUCAGAGGGGAGUGAGCUUUGGAAGUGGGCAGCCUCCCCCGUAUGAUCAUCUCUUUGAGGUGGCCUUGCCAAAGACUGCCUGUCACUUUGUCAGCAAGAAGACUGAGGAGCUGCUGAAGAAAGUGAAAGGAAAGCCAGAGGAAGACAGUGUGCCCUCUACCUCCCCAAUGGAAGUGCUGGACAGACUGAUAGAGCAGGGAGCAGAUGCGCACAGCAAGGAGCUGAGCAAGUUGUCCUUACCCAGCAAGUCUGUUGACUGGACUCACUUUGGAGGCUCUCCUCCCUCAGAUGAGAUCCGGACCCUUCGAGACCAGUUGCUUUUACUGCACAAUCAGCUGCUGUACGAGCGGUUCAAGCGGCAGCAGCAUGCACUCAGGAACAGAAGGCUCCUGCGCAAGGUGAUCCGAGCAGCAGCCCUGGAGGAGCACAAUGCGGCCAUGAAAGAUCAAUUGAAGUUACAAGAGAAAGACAUUCAGAUGUGGAAGGUGAGUGUGCAGAAAGAGCAAGCCCGAUACAGCCAGCUUCAGGAGCAGCGUGACACCAUGGUGACCCAGCUGCACAGCCAGAUCAGACAACUGCAGCAUGACCGAGAGGAAUUCUACAACCAGAGUCAGGAGCUACAGACAAAGCUGGAGGACUGCAGGAACAUGAUUGCGGAGCUGCGGGUGGAGCUGAAGAAAGCUAACAACAAGGUGUGCCACACUGAGCUGCUGCUCAGCCAGGUUUCGCAGAAGCUCUCCAAUAGUGAGUCGGUGCAGCAGCAGAUGGAGUUCUUGAAUAGGCAGCUCCUGGUGCUCGGGGAGGUCAAUGAGCUGUACUUGGAGCAGCUUCAGAGCAAGCACCCUGACACCACCAAGGAAGUAGAAAUGAUGAAAACUGCAUAUCGGAAAGACCUAGAAAAAAACAGAAGCCACCUACUCCAGCAGAACCAGAGGCUGGAUGCCUCACAGAGGCGAGUUUUGGAACUGGAAUCUCUUCUGGCCAAGAAAGACCACCUUCUCCUAGAGCAGAAGAAAUACCUUGAGGACGUCAAGAGCCAGGCGAGUGGACAGCUGCUGGCUGCAGAGGGCAGGUAUGAGGCUCAGAGAAAGAUCACCCGGGUGUUGGAGCUGGAGAUCCUAGAAUUGUAUGGCAGGUUGGAGAAAGAUGGCCGCCUGCAGAAACUAGAAGAGGACAAAGCAGAGGCUGCAGAAGCAGCGGAGGAGAGGCUCGACUGUUGUAGUGAUGGCUGCUCAGAUUCCUUGGUAGGACGCAAUGAAGAGGCUUCUGGCCACAACGGUGAGACCAGGACCUCCAGGCCUAGUGGCACCCGGGCCAGCUGUGGAGGUAGAGUCACUGGAGGCAGCAGCAGCAGCAGCAGUGGGCUUUCCACUCCAGAAAAACCCCCGAGCCAGAGGUUCAGCAGCCGGUGGGAAACCACCAUGGGCGAGCCCUCCAGCAGCAUCCCCACGACGGUUGGCUCACUUCCUAGUUCCAAGAGCUUCCUGGGCAUGAAGGCCCGGGAGCUGUUCCGUAAUAAGAGUGAGAGCCAGUGUGAUGAGGAUGGUGUGGCCAGCAGUAGCCUUUCUGAGACCCUAAAGACAGAACUGGGCAAAGACUCGGCUACGGAAAACAAGACUCCUCUGAGUGUAGACGCCCCACACCCAUCUUCCCCAAACUCGGACAGUGUGGGGCAGCUCCACAUCAUGGACUAUAACGAGACUCUCCAUGAGCACAGCUGAGCAGGGUCCGUCAGUGUUCAUUUGCGUCUUUGUUGGCACAGAACAGGAGGUGUGAAUGCACGUUCUAGGCUUUUCUGUUUCUGGGGUCUGAGCAGCUGCUUGUGUGGUGGGAAUGGGACAGAGGUCCUUUUGACAGAGGGCAGAAUGUGGGAUGCUGGUUUUUGGGUCUGGCAUCGAGACGCUUUCCUUCACCCCACCCCCGCCUCC